AUGCCUACCAAUCAGCAUGUCAGUGCGGCUCUGUCGCUCAUCGAGCAUGACAAGUCCAAGGUUCUGGGCCUGACUGUUGGCAAGCACCAUAACGUCCAACCUGGCGACCACAUUCCUCGCGCCGACGCCCAGUCGCCCCCACAGCUCUCGUUCGAGGGCCUAGAUGCUUCCAAGACCUACUUGGUCGUCGGUCUGGAUAUCGAUGCUCCGUUCCCUUCCUUUGAUAUCCUGGGACCCAUCCUUCACUGGAUUCAGCCUGGUGUCAAGGCCACCGAGUCGUCCACUCUCGACACCAGCGGGCCGUUCGUCGCCGACUACAUCGGGCCUGCUCCCCCGCCUGGCAGCUCGCCUCACCGCUACAUCUUCUUCUUGUACGAGGAGCCCGCUGGCUUCGAUGCGAAGAAGUAUGCGCCUGCUGACGGCAAGAAACUGAGCAACUGGAACCGCAUGCGCUACGACCUCGAUUCUUGGGCCAAGGAGAUCAACCUGGGCCCCGUGCUAGCUUUCAACUUCUUCGAGAGCAACUAG
Messenger RNA from Penicillium cinerascens, 528 nucleotides. Its product is annotated as YbhB/YbcL family Raf kinase inhibitor-like protein. The record is from RefSeq and is a predicted model, not a curated record. Gene Ontology annotation, molecular function: phospholipid binding; peptidase inhibitor activity. Lineage: Eukaryota; Fungi; Ascomycota; Eurotiomycetes; Eurotiales; Aspergillaceae. The coding region runs from base 1 to 528 and encodes 175 amino acids. Gene Ontology annotation, biological process: regulation of Ras protein signal transduction; regulation of proteolysis. The transcript is spliced from 2 exons.